Messenger RNA from Puccinia graminis f. sp. tritici CRL 75-36-700-3, 3593 nucleotides. RefSeq lists its product as uncharacterized. The transcript has 22 exons. Gene Ontology annotation, cellular component: nucleus. Bases 1 to 3432 code for a protein of 1143 amino acids. The record is from RefSeq and is a predicted model, not a curated record. Gene Ontology annotation, molecular function: histone methyltransferase activity; zinc ion binding; protein binding. NCBI's taxonomy places the organism in Eukaryota, Fungi, Basidiomycota, Pucciniomycetes, Pucciniales, Pucciniaceae.
AUGUGCAUCAAUUUGGGGCGGAUUCGGUGUGAUUUCCUUGUUUUUUCCUGGCUUCUACCUCAGCUCCGUGUACCGAGGACCCCAUACGGCCAUACCCAGCUUAACAAAGCCACUCGAACGGAGGUCCGGGGGAACAGAUCUCACAUCCUCAGUCGUAAUACGGAACUUUCUUUGUCCUACCAUCAUCCACCGACGGCCAACUCGCUAACUUUUGUUUCCUCGGACGAAGUCGCUAGGCCUCAAGUUCAGCCGAUUACGCAUUCCGAUUCCGCAUUGUACACGCCUGCCACUGGGUCAUCGAGGCUCGAGUUUGGAAGUUUACUGCGUCGCCACUCGAACGGAGCGUCCGGGGAACCCGCGCGGAGAUCUCACAUCCUCAGCCGUAAUACGGAGCUUUCUUUGGCCUCUAGUUCAGCCGAUUACGCAUUCCGAUUCCGCAUUGUACACGCCUGCCACUGGGUACCAUCGAGGCUCGAGUUUGGAAGGAUCGCUGCGUUCGGUUCAGCUAUGCACGGAGCUACCAAUGGGAACCCCGUCACGAACUCGACUGUCAACCGAUCCUUGAUAGCUUCACGUCCGUCUUCGUCGACCGUCGACCGAUCCUUGAUAGCGUCACGUCCGUCUUCGUCGACCGUCAACCAAUCCUUGAUAGCGUCACGUCCGUCUUCGUCGACCAAAAACCCCACCAGCCGCUCACCCCCCGAAGUGAUUACGAUCAAUACAGACGAUGAGGAUGAACAUAUAAAGAUAACAAGCGCUCCCAAGGCCAAGCCAAGAACGUCCACAAAACCAACCUGUGGUCUGGAUGUUUCAUCCUGGAAUGUCGGAACGAAGAGUAAGCCUAAUGGGCACGACAAACUCAAGGACUCCAGCUCACGACCGAUCCUUUCUUCAUCCACAAACUGCCUCAACCAUGUAGACCAAACUCAAGAACCAAAAAGCAUUCAGCCACACACUUCAAGCUCAUCGACCAAUCACAGGGACUCAUGUAGUAGCUCUCAGCCGGAUUUUGCUGGGAUCUCUAAAAGCAAGCAACCAAAUUUACAUGCCAGGGAGCUCACGAAGGAACGAUCUCAACACGCAAACCUUAUGAACACUGCUCAUUCAAAGGGAACUCUGAAUUCAUCAAAAAGUAAUUCUCACCCGACUCAUGUCUCAAAGAUCACUGAAGACGCACCACAAUCAACCAAGCAGGGAGAAUCUCAACAUUUAAGCCAAGCAAGAACCACCAAGCAUUCCAAUGGACAGAAUGACGUCAUUAACAAACUGAAUUUUUUCAGCUAUCUUCCUUCCUCAGGAUCCGGCAAUAGCUCGAUGCGCAAAGAACAACCUUCUGGCUCAUCCGCAUCCACAUCGAAUCUCUCAAAAUCUGGCACCAAUAAAUCCAGCAAAAAACAGGACAGUGACACUUCUUGGGCUACAUCAGCGCUCAAGCAAUCCAUGGUACGGCCAGUCCAUGCGCGCCAACAAGAGGAGAACGCUAAACGUAUGGAGCUUAAGCGUUUGCAGUCCCGCGGAUCAGCUAGCGCAGUAGGGACAGAAAGCAACAGGUGUACCCAACCCGGUUCUAGUGUGCUUACAGGCUCUACCACCACACAUUCUAUCAUUAGAUCCUCUGGCUCCAAUGUCACAUCUAGCACCUCAUCCGCGUUGGCAAAAGGCAACAACAACACAUCCAGUAUGUGUGCCUCGAACCAGGGAGACAACACAUUCUCGCAAAAGAUCCUAAAAGCUGCUUCAACUGUUCCUCCCAAUGGUAUCAAUGCCUCUUCUGAAGCUCCUCAUGCCCCAAAGAAAAGAAAGCACAUGAGUCCACCUCAGUCAAAGAAGCUUGAAGAAAGGUUUGUUGAGUUAUCCAAUGCAGAUCCUAUGCAACCUGUUCCCUCCGCUUCCUGCCCACCACCACGCAAAAGCAUCUCGAAUGUUGUUCCUUUGGAGCCCGGCCCUCAGCUCAAACAAAACAGUUCCUUUGGCAGUAACAUUAACAAUCCAACCCACACCAAUGUAAACCCUUGUGUUAUUCACCCUGUUGCAACCUUGCCCCCACCCAAGGUAACACCUAGACCUAGGGUACCCUCUAACCGACGACCAUUACAAGGCCGGGAAAGACCCGAUGAAUUCUCAACCGAACUGCAGAGGGCGUGGAUACUCACUAAUAAUCCCGAUCUUACUACCCCACUUGGUCAUCUCAUUUUUAGCGAAGAGAUCAAUGCUAACCAAAUGUGGGAAAAUCAAGAGAUCCCACACAUUGAUGUUGUUGUGCCUGAUGAGGUGAAAGCACAGAUGCUUCAAGAUUCAAAAGCAGCCGCUUUGGAUGAAGAAGGCAAAUUGACGGGAUUGGAUCAAUCACUGGCACCACCACUUGAAUUUGUAUACACAGACCGGGUGGUCUACCGAAACAACGAGCGACCAAUUCCUCCCACUUGGCAGUGUCAAUGUGAGGGUGACUGUUCUGACGAUCCAAACUGCGAGUGUCGCAUCUAUCAGACAAAAAUGGUCAGACAAACCGCCGAGGCACUUGGUGUCAACCUGAACGAAAGUGUUACAAACUUUGAAGGAUUUGCCUAUGUCUCCAAUCGCAAACCUCGCCAUUCUCACUUCAAGAAACCGGACAAUGGGGAUCUUGAAGCCAGGUCUGUGGCUGGAUUGUUUCUAGAUCAUUCCUUCCCAGUAUUUGAGUGUCACUCCAAAUGUGGGUGUGGCCCCAAUUGCAUCAAUAGGACAGUUGGCAGGGGCCGUCGAGAGAAAUUGUCCAUUCAGAAGACGCUUUCACGUGGUUGGGGUGUUUUUGCUGACCAUCCAAUUCCCACCGGCCGACUUGUCACACAUUACAGUGGCGAGCUGAUUACCGAUGCAAUGUCUGAUGAGCGCAGCCGGAGUAAAUAUGACAAAAUUGGCAGAACUUACCUAUUCGACCUGGAUCCAUGGUGGAUUGAGACCAUUGACUCAAACAGUCUUGCGAAUGAAGGGCUAAUUGUAAUCAGUGAAACCAAGCAGUUCUCAGAAGCUCACAAGAGACUAACAAGUGGUGGUAGCCUUCAGAAUGUCACUGGACCACUUUUCAAUUCUUCAUCAAAAGCCAAGAAGAAACAAAGCAAAUCACAAAAACCAAAGGAGACCGACAUUGAUGGUGUUUAUAGUGUCGAUGCUUUUUUAUAUGGCAAUGUUUCUCGGUUCAUCAAUCAUUCCUGUAGUGCCAACACCGUUAUUGUGCCUGUUUACAUUGAGGAUAGUGACCCUACUCGACCGAUCUUUGCCAUGUUUGCAAAGAAAAACAUCAAAACAGGCACUGAAAUUACGACUUCAUAUUCGGAUCCAAACGAUGAGGAAUACAAGAGAUUGGAGACAGGUCAAAUGAACAAUGAAAACCAUGCUCUAUUUAUGCCAUGCAAAUGUAAUGCACCUAAUUGCAAAGGCAUAAUGUUUGCUUAGAUCAUUUUUUUGAAUUAGGAGAUAGUGUUUAACAAAGCCACCUUUUGGUCUGUUUUCUUCCCUCACCUUACCUUUUCCUUUGUUCCUUUUUGUUCCUUUACACAUGAUUCUAUUUGAUUUGGUUCCUUGAUUUUGUUAUCUCUGGCCACAAGUAUCACAUA